AUGACUGGGAACUCGAUCAACUUCUGGAAUACAUAUGGCCAGUUCGACGCUGCAACCUUGCGCGCUCUUCAUGCUGACCUGCCUUCUGGGGCCCUCACCACCGCCCAACGCCUCGCCUCCAACCACCCCAACACGACCGCCGUCGCCCUCACCCUCCCCGACGACGCCGACGUCCUCUCCACCGCAAUAUCCAACACAGACAUUAUCAUCUCCCUCCUGCCCUACGUCUACCACCCCACAAUCAUCCAAGCCGCCAUCACCCACCACAAACCCGUCGUCACGACAAGCUACAUCUCCCCCUCUCUCUGGGCCCUCCAUGACCAAGCCCGCGCCGCUGGCAUAACAGUUCUGAAUGAAAUCGGCCUCGGCCCGGGAAUCGACCAUCUGUAUGCCAUGAAAACCAUCCACGAGGUUCAUUCCUCCGGUGGGAAGGUGAGGUCGUUUGAGAGUUGGUGUGGGGCGGUUCCUGCCCCUGAGAAUGCGGAUAAUCCAUUGGGGUAUAAGUUCUCGUGGAGUCCUAGGGGGGUUUUGUUGGCGUUGUUGAAUGAGGGGCGGUGGUAUUGGGAGAAUAAGGUGGGGGUGCGGGAGAGGGAGUUGAUGAGGAGUGCGAGGGUUGUGGAUGUGGAUGGGUUUGGGCUUGGGGAGGUUUUGCAGGGUGUGGAAAUGGUGGGGUUACCGAAUCGGAAUGCAACUGGGUUUAGAGAUUUUUAUGGAAUCCCGGAGGCGAGGGAUGUGUUUAGGGGGACGUUGAGAUAUAAGGGAUUUCCGGGGGUGGUGGGGGCGUUGGUUGAGAUUGGGUAUUUUGGGAUAGAGGAGAUCCCAGUGUUGAGAGAUGAUGACGAGGGGAUAAGUUGGUUGGAGCUGACGGGGUUGUUGGUGGGGAUUUGUAUGGAGGAGCGUACGGAUGAGGUGGUGAGGGACGCGGUGGUGAGAACGGUGGCGUGUUUUAUUGAUGAUGAGGAGGAGGUUGAGCGGGUGGUCAAGGGCUUGGAGUGGAUUGGCUUGUUUGAUGCUGAGACCGUGGUGGAUGGACGUGGCACGCCGCUGGAUACGCUGUGUGCCCUGUUGGAGCGCCGCAUGGCUUAUGAACCUGGGGAGAGGGAUAUGAUUAUUUUGCAGCAUGUGUUUGGGAUUGAGCGUGCGGAUGGGUCGAUGGAGAAGAGGACCAGUACUCUGGUCGAGUAUGGGGAGCCUCUUGCUGAAGAAUCGCGCAGUGCCAUCGCUAAGCUGGUGGGUUUGCCGUGUGCCGUGGGCGUGUUGGCUGUGUUGGAGGGUCGUAUCUCGCAGAAGGGAAUGGUGGCGCCGUGGUCAACGCCGGAGAUUGCAGCCUUGUUGCGGGAGGAGCUGAAAGGGCAGUUUGGCAUUGAGUUGGAGGAGAGGGUGGUUGGAUAGGAUGUCUGUUGGGUUUGGGUCAUGUUCAAAGGUGUCUCUGUAGGAUCAAAUGUGGAUUAGUCUACGAC
Aspergillus sclerotioniger CBS 115572 is the source of this 1460-nucleotide messenger RNA. Its product is annotated as lysine-ketoglutarate reductase/saccharopine dehydrogenase. The record is from RefSeq and is a predicted model, not a curated record. The coding region runs from base 1 to 1392 and encodes 463 amino acids. Lineage: Eukaryota; Fungi; Ascomycota; Eurotiomycetes; Eurotiales; Aspergillaceae. Gene Ontology annotation, cellular component: cytoplasm. The transcript has 2 exons. Gene Ontology annotation, molecular function: saccharopine dehydrogenase activity.